AUGACCAGACAUUCAAAAUUAAAGCAUCCAACUAUUCAGACCAAAAGACAGCCCCCUAUAACCUUUGAAGAUGAGGAAAUGGAUAUUGUUGAGGUGCAAGGUGAUAGCUGUCAAGCACCUCCACGGUUGCCGGUCGAAAAUCAAACUGACAAUGCCCAAGAUACGCCUGCGACUUUUCAAGCAGCAUCAGAGCAAAAUCAGACUGCGGCUUCUCAAAAUAUACAAGGAUCGUCUCAGCCCAGGAUGUCUGCGUUUGUUAGAACUCCCUUAUUCUUGACAAAAAAACAGAAAUUGGACGAACAGCUGACGAAGAUGAUUGUCAAAGGUUUUCACCCAUUCAGUGUGGUGGACGAGCCAGAAUUUCGUAAGUUUUGUGCCAUGCUUAACCCCAAUUAUAGCUUGCCCACUCCAAAGACCAUCUCUUCAAAUGUUGUGCCUCAGUAUUACAAAGAAUGUAGAGCCAAAACGCAGAAAGAGUUGCAAGACCAAACCAUUACCAUAACGUCCGAUGGCUGGACAUCUGCUAGCAAUCAAAGUUAUUUGUCUAUUACAGCCCAAUUCAUCACAGAAGAAAUUGAAUUGAAAUCGGUUUUGCUCGGUUGCAUACCUAUUAAUGAAAGAAAUACUGCUGAUAAUAUCAAAAGUAGUAUUGAAGUGCUGACCACGUGGGGCCUAAAGCUGAAGGUGAUAUCUGCAACGACUGACAAUGGCGCUAACAUCAAAGCAGCCAUUGAAAGAGGUCAGUGGAAGUGGGUACCAUGCACUGAUCAUACCCUUGAUUUAAUUGUGAGAGCUGCCAUCAAAGAUAACAUUACGCCAACAAAAAAGAAAGUAAAAAAUAUUGUCAGACACUUGAAGCUAAGUCCAAUAGCAGAGGCAAAGCUGUUACAACUAUCCGAGCAAAUGGGGCUUCCUAAGUUGAAGCUUAAGCAAUCUGUGAAAACAAGGUGGAACUCAGAGUGA
Bemisia tabaci is the source of this 963-nucleotide messenger RNA. The record is from RefSeq and is a predicted model, not a curated record. NCBI's taxonomy places the organism in Eukaryota, Metazoa, Arthropoda, Insecta, Hemiptera, Aleyrodidae.